AAGUUAUCGAUUUAUACAACGCCAUCUAAGCAGAGAGAACGUAAACAACAAUUUUCGUCUGCUAUUCUUCUUGAAGAAAAAAUGACUUCAAUAUUACAAAAUGUUUUCAGGCUGACUUCAAAUAUAAUCAAUUCAAGCAGAAAUGCUGGGUUACCAAUGCUCAGGCAAACACUUGGAUGUACAUCAUCAAUCCUCCAGAAAUACAAUCAAAUGCUGUUUACCGGUGACAGGUCUAUGAGCAACCUCCUCCUUAAAAUGCAUUUGAAAGGGCCACACAAAAAAGUCAGGCCACCCAAGAAUCCCCUCAGCGGGAGUCCCAUGCUGAAAGGGGUGGUCUUGAAAACUGUCAUCAGGAAACCCAAGAAGCCUAAUUCAGCCAACAGAAAGUGUGUGAUUGUAAGACUCAGCAACGGCAAGGAAAUGUGUGCCUACAUACCUGGAGAAGGCCACAAUCUUCAAGAACACAAUAUAGUGCUGGUGCGAGUUGGCCGAGUCCCAGAUCUUCCUGGUGUCAAACUCAAGUGUAUUAGAGGUAAACAUGAUCUCGGUCAUGUCAUUAAGAAGAAAUAGUUCAAUAGAACAGCAAUCGUUGCAGAGCACUAGAAUAAAAUGGAUAUGUUUUCAGAUCUCUCA
Messenger RNA from Daphnia pulicaria, 633 nucleotides. Its product is annotated as 40S ribosomal protein S12, mitochondrial-like. Gene Ontology annotation, molecular function: structural constituent of ribosome. The coding region runs from base 82 to 570 and encodes 162 amino acids. Gene Ontology annotation, biological process: translation. Gene Ontology annotation, cellular component: ribosome; small ribosomal subunit. The transcript is spliced from 4 exons. NCBI's taxonomy places the organism in Eukaryota, Metazoa, Arthropoda, Branchiopoda, Diplostraca, Daphniidae. The record is from RefSeq and is a predicted model, not a curated record.